Messenger RNA from Neltuma alba, 570 nucleotides. Its product is annotated as RING-H2 finger protein ATL14-like. Lineage: Eukaryota; Viridiplantae; Streptophyta; Magnoliopsida; Fabales; Fabaceae. Bases 27 to 524 code for a protein of 165 amino acids. The transcript has a single exon. The record is from RefSeq and is a predicted model, not a curated record.
AGUUCAUCAAACCCCAAAGAUCGAACAUGGCCGCCACCACUCUUGCAAUAAUCUCCAGAUUUUGUAUCCAACUAUUCAGCAUGCUCUUCAACUACCUCAAGCUAGCUUCUUCCCGUUUCAAAUGGGUUUUAGAUUUCCUUCUCUACCAACCAUUUUACAGCCUUCGUGUUCAUCAUCAUCAUCAGCCGCUUCAGGAGUUUCAGAUCCUUUCAGAAGAGCAGGUGCAGAUAUGGCGUCAUUGUGAAGAAAAAGGAGAAGAAGAACAAGUGGAUUGUGCAGUGUGUCUGAGCAAGAUUGGUGAAGGAGAUGAAGUUAGGGUUCUGAGAUGUGAACAUGUUUUCCAUAGAGAUUGUUUGAAUCAAUGGGUUGGAUUCAGGAACUUCACUUGUCCUCUUUGUAGGGACUUUCUGGGUUCUGGGAUUAGGUCUGUGAAUUGCGAGGGAGGAGAAGCAAAUUUGCUUUUCUUUAAGUUUUCUUCUUUCUCUGAUAAUUAUUCUGAGCGAGACAACUGGUGGCUGCGGUGAGUCAUCCCAUAUAUAGCGAUGGCAUCAGCAUGAAUGUAAUCUUGAA